This is a messenger RNA of Volvox carteri f. nagariensis, 4275 nucleotides long. RefSeq lists its product as uncharacterized. Lineage: Eukaryota; Viridiplantae; Chlorophyta; Chlorophyceae; Chlamydomonadales; Volvocaceae. The transcript is spliced from 9 exons. Gene Ontology annotation, biological process: mRNA 5'-splice site recognition; RNA processing. The record is from RefSeq and is a predicted model, not a curated record. Gene Ontology annotation, molecular function: RNA binding. Bases 1 to 4113 code for a protein of 1370 amino acids.
AUGAGCAGCCGUGGCGGUCACCGGCGGGCCGCCACCGGUAGAUUCGCGGGUUUCACCAGCAAGGUCACGUCCGAAGAGGAAAACCUUUAUGUGUUAGGUUUGCCCGUAUCCUUACUACGGGAUGAUGAUAAUGCACAGCUAAUUGAGGACGGGAGGCAUUUGCAAGAAGCAGCAAACGGUGUUCGUGUAGAUCGGUUCGACGUCAGGCUUUUGUUAGAUAGCAUUCCUGCACAGCCCUCAAAGGAAAAGAAGUCUCGAGCUGAUAGGGCUGAGGAGCAGGAGCUUGAUGCUGAGCGCUAUCGGGACUUGGACCCCACCCGCGAACACGAGCUGGAGCCUGGCUUUCUGACGAGCACUGGCGGCCGCGGCGGCAGCGCCGCCGACGAACCCUCCAGUGGCCCUUCCGAAUCGGGCACCAGCAGCAGCGACAGUGACAGCACCGGGGAGAGUAGCACCUCGGAUUCCGAUUCCGAACCUUCUGACGUCAACCCACAUGAAAUAGAACCCAGAUUCGCUGCGGGCGUUGGCGCCGGCUAUGCGAGGGAGCUCCCACCACCGGACCGCAGCCACUACGCUGCCUUCGCCUUCAACUACGGCACAGAAACAGGCGAACCUGCUGAUGUGUCCGCGACCCUGUGCCUUCGGGCUCCCCGACACAUUGUCGGGAUUCACCUCUUGCAGGUGCUACUGCUGGCGGCAGCAGCAGCAGCAGCAGAGGAGGAGGGGAAGCGGGAGGGGGAGCGGGUGAGGAGCGACGCGGGGCGGCACCUGGGGUCCGUGGCGCCGCACCUCCCAGAGAACCAGCGCCUACACAGGUUGCUGGUUCGCACUGCGCGGUUCGUAUUCGACAAUGGCGACCAGGUGGAGGUGCUACUGCGAGUACGACAGGCAAACAACUCCAACUUUGCCUUCCUGUUUCCGGGUCACCGUACAUUUCCGUACUAUCGUUGGGUGGUUGAGACCCGGCCUCGUGAGCUCACACCGCUGAAUGCCGCGCCCGGCGCGGCGGAGGAGGACGAGGAUGCGGGGGCUGGCGGAGCUGCUGCUGUGGCGGUUGUGCAUACAACCACCAUCAACGCCGCGCCGUACGUGCCUGACGGGGAGCACGGCGCCGGCGAUGGUGACAGUAGCGCUUGUGGGCCUCAGCCGGAGGCCGCGGCGGAGUCGCCAGAUGCGUCCCAAAGGGAAGGGGUUGUUGAGCUGUCCGCUGCGGUGGCGGAUGCAGAGGCGGGAGCGUGUGGCGGUCAGGCGCAAGGCCACCACUACCGACGCGCAACUAGCGGCAGCGGUGGAGGUGCCCCCGGACAGUCGCGAUGGCCCUCACCGUCGCCGCCGCCGCCGCCGCCACAGCAGCAGACGCAUGCGCAUGGGCACGGACAUUUUGCUUCCGCCAUGCCCCGGCCCCUACUGCCGCCGCACCCGCCGUACCCCUACGCCUCCGCGGCCCCAAUGGCGCACCCCCACUCACACGGCUACCCGGCGUAUCCCGCGCACGCCGUACCACAUUCCGCACCGUACGGGCCAGCCUUCGCAACGGCACCCACGACCGUGGCAGCAGGUGCUGCAGCCGUGGCGGCGUCGGGGGCGGAUGCGGAGCCGCCAGCCACGACGAAAUCCAUCAUUGAGAAGCUCGUAAUGUACGUGGCAAAGAACGGGAUUGGUUUCGAGGCUGUCGUGCGGAAGCGGGAGCAGUCAAAUCCCGCAUUUUCAUUCUUGUUGCCGUGGGGUGCACAUCACAGCUACUAUCGCAGACGGCUGGAGCAGGCGCUGGGCGCAGAUGCGGUGGCGGCGGCGUUCAGCGGUGGUGGCGGCGGCGGCGGCGAGACGACGGGAGGAACAAAUGGGGGCGGGCAACGGGAUCCGAGCGGCACGAGCGUCAAGACUGCUGCUGUCGAAACAAGUAGUGCAGCGGCGGCGGCGGCUGGAGGGGUGGCGGUGGUUUCGGCGGCGGUCAUUGUACCGAAGCAAGCGUCUGGCGGAGGCGAGGGCCGUAGCGGUGGCGCAGCGGCAGCGGCAGUGGGAGGUCACGGCGGUGAAGUCCGGGGGGUCGUCUCGAUGUCGGCAGAGACAGGAGGUCGGGCGGCUGGGGCGGCAGCGGCAGCGGAGGAUGGCGGUGGAGCAAAACCCGUCCUGGAUGCUGGAGGUGCACUGCUUGCAGAGGACCAAGGGCCAGCGGAUGCGGCGGUUGCCGGAGGAGGAGGAGGGGAAGUGGGGGGAGGAGGAGGAGGAGGCGAUGGUCAUAACGGAGAUGGUGAGGUCAUUAUGGUUUUUGAGCGCAUGGAAAGCUCUUCCAGCUCCGAUUCUGAUGGAUCCGAAUCUGAAACGGAUUCCUUCAGCUCGGCAGAGGGGCUCGAUGGCGGCAGUAGCAGCGGCAGCGGCGGCGUGGAUGUCGACGGCAACGCGACACGAACACGCAGCUGGAAGGAACAGCGGCGGCGGCGGCGGCGGGAUGAUAUCCAGGCAGCACUGGACGUGCUGCCGCCCCCGGUUGGUACAAGAGGUAGCACCGACGCCACCGGCGCCACGGCCGCCGCCGCGGCGGCAGCGGCGGCCGAUCCCGACGCUGCUGCCCGACUGGAGGCGCGGCGUCAAGCGGCCCGACUGCUUGUUGCGAAGGCACGUGCACAGCAGGAGGUGGCAGCUGCAGCGCAACGGUCACGUGCCAUCCACCACCACCGGCACUUCUUUUUACGAGCCACGGACGAGGAAGAGGCGGCGGCGCUAGCGGUUGGCGGUGGUGAGGGGACCGGACUUCCCGCUGCGGUUGCGACCGCGCUGGCGGCCCGCAGGGCCGCCGCCACGGAGGGAAAAGAUCUUGGCGGCAGCAGCGGCGGCGGCGGCGGCGGCGCGCCUGUGGCGGAGGUUCUUGCAUUGGAAAGGCUGUUGGAGCGCCAAAAGCAGCAGCAGGCGACGCGGCUGCAGCAGCAGCAGCAAGCUGUUACAGCGCCAACUGCGACGCAGCAGCAGCCGCCAUUAGCCACGGACGGUGCAGCUGCAGCGCCGCAGCCCAAGGCCAAACUGGCGGUGGUGGCGGCGGCGACCGUUGGACCAGCCCGGCCUGCCUUUCCCGGUGAGGCUGCUGAUGUCCAGGUAAAGCCCCUCGUACAACCCGCCACGGCGGCGGCGGCGGCGGCGGCGGCGGCGCCAUCGUCUUCAUUGGCGGCGCUACGUGAGCUUGUCGUCGCAGCGGCGGCUGCAGCGGCCCAACAUCGGGCGGCGUUUGAAGCCAUGCUUAGGGACCCCUCUCAGGUGAUCCGCACGGAGCGGCAGGAGGCGGCAGCGGCGUCGGUGCCGGCUUCUGGGAAUGAGGCCUCGCGUGGAGGCGGUGGCGGUGGCGAUGACAGCAAGAGUCGCCGCAAGCGUGAGGGCGACACACACCAUCACAAACGCGAACGAGAGGGGGAUCGGAAGCGCCGGAAGCGAAACUCGAGAUCCAGAUCCAAAUCUAAAUCCCGAUCGAGAUCUAAAGACCGUGCACGGUCACCCCGGAAAGUUCGCCAUAAGGCUACCAGCGAUGGCGACCGCAGACACGAUCGAAGCCGCAGUCGAAGCAAGAGCCGCGACGGGGGCCGAAGUCACAGCCGAGGGCAGAGGCGGCGGCAGCACCACGGUGACGGUAGCCGCAGCCGCACCCGAAGCCGCAGCCGGAGCCGCUCCCCGCACCAUCGCAGGCGAAGAGGUGAAGACAACUCAGCUAAGGGCCGAGAACGGUCUAUGAACAAGGACAGGGCGCGGCUCGACCGCAGCCGAAGUCGCAGCCAAAGCCGACGGAAGGGCAGUGACAAAACGGGGUCACGGCGACAGCGCCGGAGGGGCGAUGGCAGGCGUGCGGACGGCGACAGCGACAGCGGCAGGAGUAGGAGCCGCGAGCGGCUGGGCAAGGGAGGCAACCUACCCGUGGGGCAGCAGCCAACUGCGAGUGGCCGCGCAGCUGCCGCGGUGCCGUCGGCAGGGCGUGCUGAGGUCUCCAAUGCCGCAACCGUGGGGCGGCCGAGGAUAGGGAAAGGCGUGGAGGCGACUGGAAAUCUCGGAGGGUCCAGCGUGCACGUGGCGGCGGCCACAGCGGCGGCGGCCGCGGCGGUUGCAGCCGGCGGGACAGGCGGUGUGGUGUAGGCGAGUGUACGGGCUGUGUGUACGCGAGGUCUAGGACAGCCGCGACAUCUGUGUUCGGUUCAUAAAGGGCAUUCGGUGUUAGCUGACAUUUUGUUUAUUACGAGUGGCAGGUCCAGGGAUACCUGACGUGGUGUAUCGUAAUUGAUGUAACAUACUUGCCGU